AUGACUUCGGCCAUCCCAAACAGUAAAUCGUCCUCUUCGCCACCAGGCAACCCCCAGAGCGAAGGGGACUCGUCCAACUGUGAGAAGCGCAAGGGCCCCCGUCUCGCCCACCGUAAGUCGAGGACCGGAUGUCAGCGAUGUCGCGCCCGGCGAGUCAAGUGUGACGAAGCGCGACCAGUGUGUCGCGACUGUCAUCGCCAUGGGAUCCCCUGUGUUGAUGACAGGCUUGCGGAAAAAGGAGCGGUCCCCCCCUCAGCCUGGAUACAACCUCGGCCGCUCGAGCCCAGUCCAUCAGAUCCCAGUAAUGACGAACACAUGAAGCUGCGCUUGCUGCAUCACUUUACUCUAUUCACCAGCGCUACUAUGCCCGGGGCCCACCUGAAGCGUAUCAAAGACUGUUGGUCGAUCGAUGUGCCCCAACUCGCAUUCUGUUACAAACCGCUCCUGCAUGCCGUCUUCGCAAUCCGCGCUAUCGACAUAAACAUCACAGUUCGUCACUAUACGGGGAUUGCAGGGAUUGCAGUACGGCCUUAG
Messenger RNA from Aspergillus pseudonomiae, 534 nucleotides. Its product is annotated as Zn(II)2Cys6 transcription factor domain-containing protein. Gene Ontology annotation, biological process: regulation of transcription by RNA polymerase II. The record is from RefSeq and is a predicted model, not a curated record. NCBI's taxonomy places the organism in Eukaryota, Fungi, Ascomycota, Eurotiomycetes, Eurotiales, Aspergillaceae. The transcript is spliced from 2 exons. Bases 1 to 534 code for a protein of 177 amino acids. Gene Ontology annotation, molecular function: zinc ion binding; DNA-binding transcription factor activity, RNA polymerase II-specific.